Messenger RNA from Manis javanica (Malayan pangolin), 2127 nucleotides. Lineage: Eukaryota; Metazoa; Chordata; Mammalia; Pholidota; Manidae. The record is from RefSeq and is a predicted model, not a curated record.
GUGGGGUUCAGUGAGACUAGACUGGAGACCUGGGGGCAGGCUGUGACUCUCCACAGCCCAGCAACUGCUCUGUUCUGCGGUCUGUCUGGCCUGGGCCUGGGGCUGCCCUAGAGGCCGAGCCUGCAGCCGGCUGGCCAACAUCUGGUCUCCUGCACAUGUGGGCCUUUUCCUGCUCCCGCCACCCGCUAGCCUGUGGGGAGCCCUCUCCAGCCCCACCCGAGGGGCCCUGGGGUGGUGGAGACCACACUAUCGAGUGACUUCCCCCCUUCCCCCACGCACCUCAUCUGUGGAAAACGCUUCCAGCUUCCAUGGGCAUCUAGCCCAGGAGGACAGAGGCUCACACCCAGGUCCUAUGUACCCUCCUGGCCCACAGCACACACGUGGACGUGCAUGCCUGGUUCAGAGCUCUAGCACCUGAAGAAAGAAACACCACGCGUGCUGCUAGACCCUGUUCCACAUUGGGUCCACGUGUGCCAAAUACUCUGCAGAGGGUGUGCACGUCACACGUGCACAUAGAUGUAUGUACACACAGUGCGGGAAGACACGCGCGCACACAGCUCAGGUGUGGAGGGGUGUGCACUGGGCAGCCGCCAACUGUGAGCUCAGCCUCCCACACCCCCGGGGCUGGGGAGCAGGUGCCUGCUGUGCCAGGGGCCCCAGAGGCUGACAGCAGCAUCACCUGGCGCAGCACCGGCCCCUCCCCUCCCCUACGCAUCCGUCUGGAGGACGUCGCUGCAGCAGCGUGUGGCAGAGUGCUGUGUGAGGGGGCCAUGGAGGGGAGCGAGGACACCAGCGUCCCUGCCCUGCCACACCCCUGUGUGCCGGCGCCCAGCUGCAGGGGCUGAUGGGCUUGGCGGUCUGGACCCCUGGUAUCCGCAGCACUGGGCGCCUGGUCUACUUCCCCUGGAUGCAACAGCUGUUGGGACCCAGAGCAGCUUGCCUCGGCCGCAGACAGUUGCACGCAGCUUGCCCUGGACCCACUGUCUGUGACCCCAGCACCCUGCUGCCAGGAAAACUGCCACACACCACAUAGCCAUGGGCCGCAGAGCAGGUGGCUUGGUGAGCCCUGGCCUCACCCUCCUCGUGUGGCUCACUGCCCACUGCCCUCGUCCCCAGGGAGAGUCGGACGCCAGCAGGGCUGACCUGUGGGCCAGUGCCAACACCUCCAUCCUGCAAGGCUUCUGGUGCCAGCCGGCCAGCCAGCUGCCCCGGGACCAGCUUUCGGCUCUCAUCAGGAGGGUGGACCCACAGCAGGCGCCCCUCAAAGCCUGGCAGCUCAGCUGCCUGGCCAACCUGGCCACCUGGCAUGGCCUCCAGGAUGACUUCGCACUCCACCCCCCCGACCUGCUGCUCUUCUACAACCUGACACAGGUGAGGAAAGCUGACCGCCGGGCCUUCACACGCCGCGCCGCCCAGGGGCACACGGAGCUGCUGGCCAACCUGCCGGACCAGAGGGCUGCCCUGCAGCGUAUGGCCCUGGCCUGCCUGGGGGGGCCACACCCCCGGCUCAGCGCCUCUGACCUGAUGUUCCUUGGAGUCCUGGUGUGCGACCUGGAUGCAUCCCACCUCGUGGCCGCAGACCCCUGCGUGCUUCAGAGUCUGCAGCGCUGCCCCCGGCUGACCACCACCCAGCAAGCUGCCCUCAACACGCUACUGGCCAGUGGGAGGACCACGCUUGGGCCCCCGGGCUCCUGGAACGUCGAGGGGUUGCAGGCUCUGGGACCCCUGGCCACCUACAUCAGCCCUGGUCUGUGGGUGCAGGUUCGGGAGGCCAAGCCUGAAGCAGGCAGCCAGGUGGCUGCACAGGCAGGCAGGAAGCCGUGGAAGGAGGGAAGGCAGGGUGACAGGGUGGCCAAGGGCCCAGCGGGCUGCAUCCGCCUGCGCUGUGGCCCUUGGGCUCAGACACAGGGCCCUCAGCCCACCCACCCCACACCCUGGCUGCGGCUGCAGGGGCUGAUGGGCUUGGCGGUCUGGACCCCUGGUAUCCGCAGCACUGGGCGCCUGGUCUACUUCCCCUGGAUGCAACAGCUGUUGGGACCCAGAGCAGCUUGCCUCGGCCGCAGACAGUUGCACGCAGGGUUGGUCUGCACCCGGCCAGGGCUGCCGGGGGCUGUGGCCUGGGUCUGA